UUACACAGAAAUGAAACUCAGCUCUGCUUCCUGCUCUGCCUGCUUUGCUGCUCUGUGGGAGAGACAGAACGUAACCCAGAGAGGGAAAAAGAGUGCAAGACGAGAGAAAGAUAACAGUGCAAACAUGGCAGAGGCCAAUGUGUUUUUAGCUCAGGAUCAGUUCACUUGUGCAAUCUGUUUGGAUCUACUAAAGGAUCCGGUGACUAUUCCCUGUGGACACAGUUUCUGUAUGGAUUGUAUCUCAGGCUGCUGGGAUCAAGAGGAUCCAAAGGGAGUCUACAGCUGCCCACAGUGCAGACAGACUUUUACUCCAAGGCCAGUUCUGGGCAGAAACACAAUGCUGGCUGAAGUGGUGGAGAAGCUGAAGCUUCUGGGACUCCAGUCUGCUCCUGCUGCCCACUGCUAUGCUGGACCUGGAGAUGUGGAGUGUGACGUCUGCUCUGGGAGAAAGCGGAAGGCUGUCAAGUCCUGUCUGGAGUGUCUGUCGUCUUAUUGUGAAACUCACUUCACGUCUCACAACGAUCUGUUCCCAGGAAAGAAACACAAAGUGAUUGACGCAGCUGGUAAACUGGAGGAUCUGAUCUGCUGUCAGCAUGAUAAACUGCUGGAGGUCUUCUGUCGCACUGAUCAGACAUGCAUAUGCAUGCUGUGUGUCAUGGAUGAACACAGUGGACAUAAAACAGUUUCAGUUGCAGCAGAGCGGACAGAGAAACAGAAAGAGCUUGGAAAAACACAGAGAACAUGUCAUGACAUCAUAAAAGAAAAAGAGACUCACCUACAACACCUCAGAAAGGCUGUGAAAACUCUUCAGUGUUCUGCUGAUGCAGCAGUGGAGAACAGUGAGAGGGUCUUCACUGAGAUGAUCCGCUCCAUUGAGAAAAGACGCUCUGAGGUGACGAAGCUGAUCAGAGAUCAGGAGAGGGCUGAUGUGAGUCGAGCUGAAGAACUCAUGGAGACACUGGAGCAGGAGAUCGCUGAGCUGAAGAGGAGAGUUGCUGAGCUGGAGCAGUUCUCACAAAGUGAAAAUAACGUCCGUUUUCUCAAGAGUUUCCAGUCUCUGUGUGCCUCCACUACAUCUGACAAGUCAUCUACGUGCUCAGUGCAUACAGAUGAGCUUUUUGAGAGAGUGAGUGACAGCCUCACUGUGCUCAAAGAGAAACUGCAGGAUGUGCUCCACCAGGGACUACAGGACAUGACUAAAACUGGUAUGUCUCACAGUCACAGAUAUCAUGUUGCACUGCCCAUCAUGGCCAGGUCAAGAAUGCUCAGCACUAUUGUGCUUCUUUCCAACAGGUGAACAAAUCAGCAUUUUCAGACCUUCAGAGCCUGUGACCAGAGAGGAUUUCCUGAAAUGUAAG
Messenger RNA from Engraulis encrasicolus (European anchovy), 1358 nucleotides. RefSeq names its product E3 ubiquitin/ISG15 ligase TRIM25-like. Lineage: Eukaryota; Metazoa; Chordata; Actinopteri; Clupeiformes; Engraulidae. Gene Ontology annotation, molecular function: zinc ion binding. The transcript has 4 exons. The record is from RefSeq and is a predicted model, not a curated record. The coding region runs from base 11 to 1297 and encodes 428 amino acids.